AUUUCCUCUGUAUUUUAAUAAUAUCGAUGGAUGCGAAGUACAAUGGAGGAAGACCGCAACGAACGGGAUCACUUAUUUCGGUGCUAUGAGUAGGAUCGAAGGCACAAAAAAAAAAACUAUGGCAGAGUUGGAAGAUGAAAUUCGUCUUUAUACUGGUGGAAUCGACUGUUCCCCUGUGGUGUACGCAAAUCAUUCUGACCUAUCGAAGCACGAUGACGGAAUCAUGAUCGCAGGGCAUUGCCUUGACAGAAACGUAGAUCGCAUGUAUGACAUAACGAAGCAACUUGUUUUGGAAACAAAUUUUGACAACGUAGACAAAUUGAAAACUAUUAUCUAUGGUAAUGCAGCAAGCGUCAUGAACUCAGUUGUUGAGCUUGGUCACAACUACGCAAGGUCCUUUGCCGCUUCGCGAAUUGUGCCUGCAAUG
Acaulospora morrowiae is the source of this 427-nucleotide messenger RNA. Lineage: Eukaryota; Fungi; Glomeromycota; Glomeromycetes; Diversisporales; Acaulosporaceae. The record is from the annotation of a GenBank genome assembly.